AUUGAACUUAAGACUGCUCCAGCUGAUUUCCGGUUCCCAACAACCAAUCAAACAAGGCACUGUUUUACCCGCUACAUCGAGUUUCAUAGGUGUGUUGCUGCAAAGGGUGAUGAGGCUGCUGCCUGCAAUAAAUUCGCAAAAUACUACCGUGCACUUUGCCCUGGUGAAUGGGUUGAGAAGUGGAACGAGCAGAGGGAGAACGGGACUUUCCCUGGUCCGCUUUAAUUAGAAACCAUCAGAUUUGCCAGCAUCCUUUUUGGUUAUUGUUAUGAAGAAGCAAUUGUUUGCAUUGAUGUUCUUGUUUGAAUUGUCAAGAUAUCAACAAUAAGGAGACUUUUUUCUACUUUUAUACAGUUUCUCAGUUUUAAUUCA
This is a messenger RNA of Capsicum annuum, 372 nucleotides long. Its product is annotated as cytochrome c oxidase subunit 6b-2. The record is from RefSeq and is a predicted model, not a curated record. NCBI's taxonomy places the organism in Eukaryota, Viridiplantae, Streptophyta, Magnoliopsida, Solanales, Solanaceae. Gene Ontology annotation, cellular component: mitochondrion; respiratory chain complex IV.